AUGAAGUUUUCCCUCUUCGAGCCGGGCUCGGAGCAAGAAGACUCUGUCCGUGAGAUCCUGAACUUCUUCUUCGGAGUAUUGGCGCAUCCUGGUCGUCUCUUCAUCGUUCAAUGGGAUCACGGGCGUGCCUACACUUGGCCUGACAUCCAUGCCUUGCUCUGCGUAACCGACUGCAGCCACCAUUCCCGAAAUGCUGAAAGCUCAAGACGCAUCAUUUGGAAUGGUCAUGCACCAAGCGGCUCGCCCGGAUGUCACCAUCGGCCAGCAUCAAAACCCCAGUGCGACUCCCUGCCCAUCUACCGCAGCGUCCUCACCGCG
Messenger RNA from Mesorhabditis spiculigera, 318 nucleotides. The record is from the annotation of a GenBank genome assembly. Lineage: Eukaryota; Metazoa; Nematoda; Chromadorea; Rhabditida; Rhabditidae.